Spodoptera litura is the source of this 1093-nucleotide messenger RNA. RefSeq lists its product as uncharacterized. The record is from RefSeq and is a predicted model, not a curated record. Lineage: Eukaryota; Metazoa; Arthropoda; Insecta; Lepidoptera; Noctuidae.
AUGGAACUAUGCGGGGCGCUGUUGCUAGCCAGAUUGCUAGAGAAGGUACAAAAUACUCUCUCCACAAAAGAACUUAACUUCACUUGCUGGAGUGACUCAAAGGUCGCUUUAGCCUGGUUGCAGGGCGAUACAAAUCGAUGGGAGAAAUAUGUAGCAAACAGAGUGGCACAGAUAAACAAAAUUAUACCAGCAAACUGCUGGCACCACGUCAAGUCAGAAGAGAAUCCUGCUGACUGUGCAACUAGAGGGCUCACACCCGCUCAGCUCCUACACUUUAAGCUUUGGUGGAAUGGACCAGAUUGGCUAAGCGCUAGCAAUAUUCAUCAAGAAAAGCUCAUGACCUACACAACAGAAACUGAGUUGAAAAAGGCAAACUGCUGUGCAAUAACAUACAACAGUUGUCAAGUAAUUGAUACAUUACUGAAUCGAAACAGUAAUUAUAAACGUGUAAUACGAGUGCUGGGUUGGAUUUUACGACUAAGCAACAUUGGUAAACAAAGGCGCUCACUGAACUCAAAGAAUAAAUUAGACGAGCGCGCUAACAACGAGGUGUUUAAGUGUUUAUCACCAGAAGACAUUAUGAGAGCAACAGAAUUAAUCAUCAAAAACACGCAAAACGGAUACUAUGGCAACGAAAUUGAUUGUUUAAAGAAAAAUCGAUCAAUAUCCACAAAAAGCAGUUUACUCAAGUUAUCCCCAUUCCUUGACAACAGUGGCAUACUGCGUGUGAGAGGGCGAUUAGGCUAUUCAACAUUAUCGCCCGAUGCGAAACAUCCGAUCAUUCUUCCGGCCACAGGCAGAUUGACGGAGCUUAUUAUCAGAGACUCUCAUCGCGACACUCUCCACGGAGGCGCCCGGCUCACUUUGGCUCAUUUACGUCAGAAGUUUUGGGUCAUUGGGGGUAGUAGAACAGUCAAAAGGGAACUGCGACAAUGCCUUCGAUGUCAUCGCUUCAAACCAAAUCGAAACAUCCAGCUGAUGGCAGACCUACCCAAGGAGCGUGUAACACCAUCAAGACCGUUCACGAACAAGGGUGUGGACUAUACGGGUCAAGUUGAUGUGAAAAUCAACAAAGGAAGAGGAAUUAAGACUU